AUGCUCUUGCAGCCUGCCUCAGCUUCGGCGUUGGUGCGUGGCAGCGGUGCCAGCUCGAAGCAGCUGACUAGAGUCAUGCAGCAACAGCACAGCGGCAAAGUCUUCUCCCACCUGGCCCUUGCCGCUAAGCGCUCCUUCUCGAGCACGACAGGUGCACAAUCCGAGCUUCGCAAACCACCGCACCUGCUCUCCUUAGCGGAUCUGAGCGUGCCUCAGAUCUCGUCCAUCCUCGAAAGAUCAGCCGAGCUCAAGUCCAUAUCUCGAGCUUCCGACUUGGCAUUCUCUUCGUCUCCUGCCGCGGGCAAGUAUCAAGGAGGUCGCAUCUUACCCCAAUCACUUCAAGGCAAGAAUGUCGCCGUCAUCUUCUCCAAGCGAAGUACUCGAACUCGAGUGGCUAGCGAGACCAGCAUCGCUUCAUUGGGUGGUCAUCCUCUGUUUCUCAGCUCUGCAGAUAUCCAAUUAGGAGUGAACGAGAGCUUGUUCGACACUUCAAAAGUGGUCAGCUCCAUGUGCGAUGGCAUCAUGGCCCGGGUAGGAGGACACGAGGAGGUGGAGCUUUUGGCCAAGCACUCGAGAGUCCCCGUCAUCAAUGCCCUCUCUGCCCGAUAUCAUCCUACGCAAAUCUUGGCUGACCUCUUGACCAUGCUGGAGGAUCCGGUCAUCGGUGGCACUAGUUCGGCAUCACUGGAUACGCUCAGAGGGAUCAAAGUGGCUUGGAUCGGCGACAGCAACAACAUCCUCGCCGACAUGCUCGUCGCCUUUCCUAGACUAGGAAUCCAUCUCAGCGUCGCAACGCCGCAAGGCGAUCAGUACAAGAAGGACGAGAUCGUGUGGCAGGAUAUGCAGGACGGCUUGAAAGAAGAGACGAGCUACGAAAAGGGAAAGGUCGAGUGGGGCAACGAUCCGCUGGCUGCUGCGAACAAUGCGGACAUCGUUGUCACCGACACCUGGUGAGUUGCCGAACUUUUGUCCUGUCUGAAUCGUCAGCACGGUGUUCUGGCGUGCUCCCAAGUCACUGACAGCGCAGCGCAUCUCCGGCUACGUCUGCUCUUAUAGGGUAUCCAUGGGUGACGAAUCUCAGAAGACUCAACGUCUGAAAGAUUUCUCGGGCUUCCAAAUUACCGAGUCCCUCCUUCAAAAAGCAGGCGCCAAAAAGUCUGCUCGAUUCAUGCACUGCCUGCCCCGGAAGCCCGACGAGGUGGAUGAUGAAGUCUUCUAUGGACCUCGUAGCAUCGUCUUCGAGGAAGCCGAAAACCGAAAGGUAAGUGUCGCGAGGUGACGUCAUGCAGCACGAUCGUCUGUACCGCCUCCAGCAAGUUCUGUGCUGACCACUUGACCAUCUCGUAGUGGACUAUCAUGGCUUUAUUCGAUCGUAUGAUCGGCGAAUGGAAGUAUUAG
Molecule: messenger RNA, 1398 nt
Organism: Ceraceosorus bombacis
Lineage: Eukaryota; Fungi; Basidiomycota; Exobasidiomycetes; Ceraceosorales; Ceraceosoraceae
Source: the annotation of a GenBank genome assembly